GUUUCGUGUGAACUGGGAUUGGGAGGGGGGCUGUGGUCAAACCCACAACGACCUAAACAGCCCCAGGAGGAGAGGAGAGGGUAGAGAAGAGUUGUCCUCGUUGCAGCAGUUACUGCUGUAGCCCCGCGUUUAAAGCCUGUAUGGGUUAGCCCCCCAGUUAGCUAGCCUAGCAUCGUCCGUGGCGCCUCUCCUGCAGCGGUUAACUCCGGUUCGAGUGCUCCCCGUUUUCCCCUCGGUCCCACCCGGUCUAGCCCGUUAACCGCUUCGAAGAUGAUGAAGUUCAGGUUUCGUCGGCAGGGCACCGACCCGCAGAGAGAGAAGAUAAAACAGGAGCUUUUCGCUUUCAACAAGACUGUGGAGCAUGGGUUCCCCCACCAGCCCAGUGCCCUGGCCUUUGACCCCAAGCUGCAGCUGAUGGCCAUCGGCACAAAGUCAGGAGCCAUUAAAAUCUACGGGGCUCCAGGUGUGGAGUUCACAGGACUACAUAAAGACACCACUGCUGUGACACAGAUCCACUUCCUACCUGGUCAGGGCCGUCUCCUGUCGCUGCUGGAUGACAACACGAUUCAUCUGUGGGAGCUGGUAGUCGGGCUUCACAGAGAAGUAGGCGGGACAAAGAAAGAGGGCGGAGUUUGUCUUAAACAAGUGGAUAGCUACACCCUGCCUGGAAGGCCUGGGAUCGAGAGCUGCAGUGCUACGCGGAUGACUGUCCUCCUCUUACUAAAGUCUUGCGACCUGCUUUGCAUCGGAACAGAAGGAGGAGGUGUCUAUUUUCUGGAGUUGCCCCGGCUCGUGUUAAAGGAGAACCAGACGCUGCUUCAGGACCAGGUCACGCAGAGCCUGCCAGAUGACUACAGAUGUGGGAAGUCACUGGGACCAGUGGAAUCCCUCCAGGAACAUCCUCAGCAGCCAGGGAAGAUCCUGAUUGGCUACAGCCGCGGCCUGGUGGUCCUGUGGGACCUGGGUGCUCGCCAUGCCGACCAGCUGUUCCUCGGCAAACAGCAGCUGGAGAGCCUGGUGUGGGAACGCUCUGGAAGCCUGUUUGUUAGUUCCCAUAAUGACGGAGGCUACGCUGUUUGGCCUGUAACCAGCGGCAACACGUAUACUCACCAGCCAGCAUCCUCCACCAUCCCGUACGGCCCAUUUCCAUGUAAGGCCAUUAAUAAGAUCCUGUGGAGGACUUCACAGACGGGUUCUCCAGUGCUGUUAUACAGUGGGGGGAUGCCCAGAGCCAGCUACGGUGACCGCCACUGUCUGUCCAUUCAGCAGGAUAAGGAGCACGUCACCCUGGACUUCACAUCUCGAGUGAUCGAUUUCUUCACUAUCCACAACAUGGAGCCGGACAAAGAGUUUGAUGACCCAUCAGCUUUAGUGGUGCUGCUGGAGGAGGAGCUGGUGGUGAUUGAUCUUCAGACCCCAGGGUGGCCCACUCUUCCCACGCCUUACCUCGCUCCCCUUCACUCAUCAGCCAUCACCUGCUCCUUCCACAUCUCUAGCGUGCCUCCUAAACUCUGGGAGAGGUUAAUUAACGCAGGCAGAGCACAGAGGAGCCGACAGCAGACACACAUGAGCUGGCCCAUAUGUGGAGGGAAGAAUCUGGCUCCUCAACCCAAACAGCAAGAGCUGCUUUUAACCGGGCACGAGGACGGGACGGUGCGCUUCUGGGACGCGUCGGGUGUCGCUCUCACGCCGCUCUACAAGCUUGGCACGGCCAACGUCUUCCACACCGACUGCGACGAGCCUCACGACUCGAGCAACGACCAGGACAUGCAGCAGGAGGAGGAGUGGCCUCCUUUCAGGAAGGUGGGAUGCUUCGACCCGUACAGCGACGACCCCAGACUUGGCAUCCAGAAAAUCAGCCUCUGCAAGUACAGCAACAAGCUGGUGGUGGCUGGAACCGCUGGCCAGGUGAUCGUGCUGGCUUUCAACGAUGAGCCGUCGGACCACUCCGUGGACAUGUCUGUGGUUGACCUGCUGCAGGACAGGGAAGGUUUCACCUGGAAGGGGCACGACAGGCUGGAGCCGCGCCUCAAGCCUGCACCCUUCCCGCCGGGCUUCCAGCCCCAGGUGCUGGUGCAGUGCCUGCCGCCUGCUUCGGUCACGGCUGUGGCACUGCACACAGAGUGGAACCUCAUCGCCUUCGGGACGAGUCACGGGUUUGGGCUCUUUGACUACCACAGACGAAACACGGUGCUGGCGAGGUGCACCCUGCACCCUAAUGACUCGUUAGCGAUGGAAGGUCCACUAUCCAGAGUCAAGUCCUUGAAGAAAUCCCUGCGACAAAGCUUCAGACGCAUCCGGAAAAGCAGGGUGUCUGGAAAGAAACGUGCCAUCAACACCCCUACCAGCAAGGUGCAGGAAGCAAAUGCUGCUUUGGCAGAACAGGAGGAAGUGGCUCCUGUUCAGCGGCGGAUUGAGCCUCGGUCAGCAGACGACUCACUAUCAGGAGUGGUCAGAUGUCUCUGCUUCGCUGACACAUUUCUGCGUGAUGGUACGCACCAUGGCCCCACGCUUUGGGCUGGCACCAACUCGGGCAGUGUGUACGCCUACGCUCUGGAGGUCCCAGGCGUCGGGUCAGGCCGCGUAUGCGAACGGGGAGGAGCGAGCGAGAGCAGCACGUGUGUGGAAGCUUUGCUGGGUAAAGAGAUCCAGCUGAUGCACAGAGCUCCGGUGGUGUCUAUAAGUGUUCUGGACGGACGAGGGAAGCCUUUACCAGAUCCGUAUGAAGCUUCCCAGGACCUGGCCAUCGCUCCCGACAUGACCAACGCUCACUCUGUCCUCAUCGCCUCAGAGGAGCAGCUCAAGGUGUUCUCUCUCCCGAAAGUGAGCGCAAAGACAAAGUUCAAGCUGACGGCACACGAAGGCUGCCGAGUUAGGAGGGUCGCCUUGGUUCUCUUCAGCUCAGCCGCUCAGGAAGACUACAGCGAACACGCGCUGGUCUGCCUCACCAACCUGGGAGACAUGCACCUCUUCACCAUACCCGGCCUUCGACCUCAGGUGCGAUACGACUGCAUCCGUAAAGAGGACAUCAGUGGCAUUGCCUCUUGUGUUUUUACCAAGAAUGGACAGGGGUUUUACCUGAUCUCUCCUUCAGAAUACGAAAGGUUUUCCCUCUCUGCCAAGAUUCUAACAGAACCGCUCUGCUCCGUUCAGCUGGACCGACCCCUAGAACCCACAGCUACCUGUGACGGUCCAACAACGCAGCCGCAGGCCAAUGGGACCCACAGGAGGAUGACGGGUCAGGCUGAAGGACGAACGGAGGAGUCCCCUAGCUCCCUGUCCUCUCCCAUCCCAGAGACGCCGCUUGACUCCCCCCUCAGCUGUGCUGACCUCACCCUUGACACCACCGGGGAGCUCACCGUGGAGGACGUCAGGGAUUUCCUAACAACUGUGGAUGAGGUAGAAAACAACCUGAGGAACAUGAAAGAGGAAGAAGGCCGCUCUGCUGGAAUCCUCAUCAACUGAAGAGGAACUUCCUGGAGCAACUCGAGUGGUUUCCUCUGGAUCUCAGUGCUGGACCACAAACAUCUGACACGGAGCCACCGAGAAGCUCUUCCCCUUUAAACUGGUACAAGCUGGGAAGGAAACAUUAGAUUCCUCCUGCUGGACAAACAAACUCCUUUUCUAUAACCACUCAGCAAACACAGAGGGACCAGUGGAGCAUCCAGACGGACCGCUUCCUCAUCCGCCUCCUCCAUCCUCGGCCCACCGAAUGUUUCUGCAUGGUUGGAACUGGUCCAUGGUUUAAACCUGAUGUGAUGGAGGUGCAGUAAAACAGAAGGUUUGCGGUUUAAAGUACAGAAAAAAAAAAGGAAAAUGAAGUAUUUUUUAAAGGUGUAGCAUCCCCAUUCCUCUGAUUUCAAACAAGGACUGCUGAUUGAUUUUUUUUUUUUUUUUUUGCUUUUCUGUGUGGAGGUGGUGCGUAAAUCUGCGGACAUCGCCAGGAUGUUAGGUUUUUGCUGACAUCGACAAAAUGAGUAUUGGAACAAUGUAGGUGUUUUAUACAGCAAAGAUUGUUGCUCUAUUGAAUGUUUUUACGGUAACGUGAGAAAGUAUAGAUAUUUUAUUAACAUAUAGUUGGCGGUAGAGGAAGCGGGGGGAACCCACACUGUGAUUUUAAAAGGGAACCAGCUUGGAAGUGCUGGCAUUAAAGCAUCACUAUGAUGGGAAGAUUACUGACCUGAUACAUGAUGAGAUGUACACAGUUCUUCUGUUUACAUAGGAAAGUUGGACUUUUUACCAUCUGUUCGGUUAAAAACUAGGAUUUAAAUAAAAUGUAUAUUUUUUCAGAUGGAGAGUGGGAAUAAGUGAAUAAAGGUUUGGGGGAAAUGGAAGUGGCGCCCAAAGUAUGUAGAGGGCAGAGUUUGUAAAGGAAAUCAGAUGUUAUGAAAUAAAAUGGUUCAGUUAGCCAGUGAGCGAAGCUUCGACCAGCAGUGUUUUUUAAACCAUUUUAAGCGUUUUACAGCCUCUCAGAUUUAAACCCGGGAUUCAGCAAGUCCGAGUCCAAAAAGGGCUCGCUGUAAAACCUGGAAAACGACCUCACUGACUAAUGUAGCUCAGCUGCUAGAAUCACUUUUGUUUUCAGCCUUUUUUUGUUUCAAAAAUUAAGAAUGGGACAUUUCAUUAACCCUUUCAUGCACAGUUUAGCCUUUUAAUCCCACUGAAAUGAGCUAUUCAGUUCCAUUUGUAGGAAUUAAUACGUUCUUUAGCAUUUUGGUUGAAAAAUUGUGAAUGUUAAUAAAAUGUAUUUACUCUGA
Molecule: messenger RNA, 4757 nt
Organism: Cyprinodon variegatus (sheepshead minnow)
Lineage: Eukaryota; Metazoa; Chordata; Actinopteri; Cyprinodontiformes; Cyprinodontidae
Gene: llgl1
Product: lethal giant larvae homolog 1 (Drosophila)
Exons: 24
Coding region: 271-3465 (1064 amino acids)
Biological process (GO): regulation of Notch signaling pathway; establishment of spindle orientation; regulation of establishment or maintenance of cell polarity
Cellular component (GO): plasma membrane; cortical actin cytoskeleton; cytoplasm
Molecular function (GO): GTPase activator activity; myosin II binding
Source: RefSeq, a predicted model, not a curated record